Symsagittifera roscoffensis is the source of this 3046-nucleotide messenger RNA. RefSeq names its product leucine-rich repeat and coiled-coil domain-containing protein 1-like. The record is from RefSeq and is a predicted model, not a curated record. Bases 2 to 2854 code for a protein of 950 amino acids. NCBI's taxonomy places the organism in Eukaryota, Metazoa, Xenacoelomorpha, Acoela, Convolutidae. Gene Ontology annotation, molecular function: protein binding. The transcript has a single exon.
AAUGGGUGACGUGCAACACGAUUUUUUCACACGUGACCUUAGUUUUAUCGACUGCGGAAUGAGGUCCUUGCAUGACUUUGAAGUGGACAAAGAUAUUGUUUCUUUGACAUUUCAUGGAAAUAAAAUAAAGCAAAUCAGCAACUUAGAUCGCUAUUCUUGUCUCAGACACCUUGAUCUAUCAUCCAAUCAGAUAUCAGUCAUAGAUGGAAUGAAUAAUCUGAAAAGUCUGCGAACUCUAAAUCUGUCCAAUAACAAAUUAGAAUCUAUCCCAGUUAUGCGAAAUCCUCUUUUAAUGAGGUUAGAUUUGUCGUUCAACUCCAUAAAAGACAUUUCCGGUCUAAAAUCUCUGGUAAAUUUACAAAUACUGUUCCUUCAUGGAAACUUGUUGUCGGAUACAGAUCAGGUUGUUAGAUGUUUGCAAGGAACGAAGAAACUUAGGCAUUUGGUUUUGUCUGAAGGAAAAUCAAAAAACCCUAUUUGCAAUCACAGAUCCUACCCAUCAAUAAUUUGGGAAAAUAUUACGCAAAUCACCUCUCUAGAUUAUGUCGAUAAAUUUGGGCUAAAUAUAGAAAUCGAAGAUGUCGCACCCCCGGGCGUCGAGGAUUUCUUAGAGUUUCUUACUUCUGAGAACUAUCCCACUUCUGAUGAUUCGACAGCGCACAAGUUUUCUGAAAGAGCCGGACCGCAGAUCCUUCAAAAUAUGACUAACUACUCAAAUUUGCAGCAGCAAUUGGUGAAUGAAAAUAUUCACGCACAGGAACAAGAACACAAAUCGACGCCUGAGCAAGGAAGAAUUGACAACUUAGAAAGACAGAUAACUCUUCUGCUAGAGCAACAGGCAAGUAUGCAAAAACAGUAUUCAAGCGAGCUGAGACAGGCUUCCAAACAGCAAAUAGCGGAAAUUUCUAGCUCAACUGAGCAAAUAACUAGCGAAUCGAGCGGCAAACAACCCUUCACGCUUAGUGCGCCCAAAAAAUUGCAAGAAUCAGUUGGUAAGAAGAAGACGAAUCCUGUUAGUGGCGGAAGCAAGAGAACAGACCAGCCGACCAUUACUUCUCUAGUCAAAGAAGUCGAGUCUGAGAAAAACAAAAGAUGGAAGGCAGAAGAAACGGUAACGGAGCUGAAAACGAACGUAGUUAAUCUCAAAAGCCAAUUGAACGAACUUAAAUUGCGCGAGACUGCUUUGAACCAAACUAUCAAUGACCUUAAACGUGCAGUGAAAGAUGAGCAAUCUAAAAAUGAAGUGUUGCGAAAGUCUAUUGAAGAUGGAAAAUCUUCAGAUGGUGCCAACAAAAAUCUUUUGAACGAGUUUGAAAACGGAAAGAAAGCGUUGGAAAAGGAAAUAUCGGAUAAAAAUGCACGCAUUGUUGAGUUAGAAAAUAAUUUACUGAUAGCUAAUGCGAAAGACUCCAAGCGCGAUCAAGAAGCUUCGAAGCAACUUCGAACACUUGCUAGAGAGUUUGAAAAGCUUCAGGAUUUCAGUAAAACUCAGAUCAGCAAGGUGAAAGCCUUGGAAGCUGAACUAGAAGACAAACAACUAUUACUGAAGUCGAGGUAUUCUUUGGAUAGUGUUGAGGUUAAAGAGUUAGUUGCUGCUAAAGUUAAGGAUUUUGAGCGGUUAAAAGAAAAAGAGGUCGAAUGUCUGAACAAAAAGCUAAAAGAAUCGUACGACCAAUACCAAGAAUUAGAGGAUGAAUUUCGCAUGGCUCUGUAUUCUGAAGAAGCCAGGUACAACGAAAUUGCCGAGAAGUUAACAGAAACUGAAAAUAAAUUUAAAGAGUCUCAAAAUGUGAAUCAGAAUGCGAAAGAUAAGAACGAAAAGUCAACGAAAAUGGUACAAGAGUUAACGAAUGUUGUGAAAGAGCAAAAAGGACGGCUAAUCGAACUUCAGAAAAUGAAACAAGAUUUUCAAAAUGAAUUGAAAAGUAAAACUAAGACUUACGACGAACAAAUUGAAAGUUUUCGCGAAAAGAUCAAAGAACUGGAGCUUCUUCGAAAUGACAAAACGAAACUAGCCGCGCAUAUUCAAGCUCAAGACUCGAUCAUUGAGGGGCUGAGAAAAGAAAGGAAAUUGUGGGAGGAGGAAUUAGCCAAACAAGGAACUUCAUUGGCCGCAGAUAGAGGUCGAUUAGAGGUCAGAAUUGAAAGUCUGGCGAAGGAAUUAGCAGCGGAAAGAAAAUCAAUGGAAAGCGAAAGGGAUAGUCUAAAAAUAAAAACGAAAGUUAUAGAAGAUCAAACUGAUACAAUAAAGAAGUUGAAAGAAGCUGUUAUAGAAAGAGACAACACUAUUGUAAAGACACGUGACGAAGUUUUGAAGGAACGAAGGGAGCUAGAAGCUCAGUUGGCAGAAGAAACAAAGCUAAGACAAGACCUGCAAGACGAAAUUUCACUGAGCACAGAACGAAAACAUGCACUAAAAGAAGACAUUGAAAGUUUAAGAGCCGAGUUGGAAGAAAAGAGUUUUGCAUAUGAAGAGUUAAUGAAAAAAUGGAAGCAGAAAAGUGCUCUGAUUGGUCAGUUAGAAGUUCAAGUUAAAGAGAAAAAAUCUGGCUGGGAUAAGCGAGAGUCGGAGUUGAUGAACGAACGAGACAAAGCGUUGUCGGCAGCGACUUCAGCAGUCGAGAAACUGAAGGAAACCGAGUUCAGAUUAGAAACCGAGUUACGAGAAACGAGAGGUAAGUUUGAAAGUGAGAGGAUGGAAUUAGUGUCGAGUUGUGAUCAGAGACUCGAAGAGGUCGAAGGGGAGAUGAGAGAAAUGUUAAGAGAACACGAAAAGUACAAAAAGUCCAUGGAUGCUAAAUUCAACCGACUCCAUUCGGCAAUUUCAGAUUUCCAGAAUACAUCCUCAAGUUAAUUUAUUUUAUCGGAGUGCGUUGAAAGGAUGUUUGAAUAGCAAAACUUCAGUUUAAAACGCGUGCAAAAACUAUUUUGUUGAUAAGUUUCUGUCAUGUUAGAAUCGUUACUUAAAAAUCAGAUUUAAUAGAUUCAUUUGUAUAUAUUGUAAAAGUGUGCAUAGUUUUACCAGUUGAGUUUAUUUUUGUGCAAA